GGGGAGCGCAUUGUGGGCAUGACUGGGAGUGAGGAGAAGGGAAACAGUAAAGAGAUUGGAGAGGAUGUGGAGGCUCUGAGAAUUAAUCCUGAGGGUGAUGGGGAGACACUGAAGGCUUUCCAGGAGGGGAGUGAUAUGGCCAGAUGUGGGUUUUAGGAAGAAAUUCUGGGCUCCGUGUGGAGCCUAAGCAGAGUGGGCAAUGCUGGCGAGAGGGGAGCCCAAGAAGAAGCUGUUGGGAUGGCCUAGGACAGAGAGAGAGGUCCAGGGAUCAGUCCAGGGUCAGCCUGGUCCAGGGGUGGAGAAGAAAGCACACAUCCGGGGGAGUUAGAGAAGACGGACAGACGGACAAAGGAGACGGCGAGCAACAGGUGUGGGGUGUUUGGCCUCGGCUCCGUGGCCCACAUGGUGCUAGGAGGUAAAAUGGGGAGCUACCUCGGUGUCAAUUUGGGCUUUGGCUUCGGAGUCACCAUGGGAGUGUACAUGGCGGGGAACAUCUCUGGGGCCCACAUGAACGCGGCCUUGACCUUCACCAGCUGUGCGCUAGGCCGCAUGUCCUGGAGGAGGUUUCCCGUGUACGUUCUGGGUCAGUUCCUCGGCUCCUUCAUGGCGGCGGCCACCAUCUACGGCCUCUUCUACACCGCUAUUAUCGACUUCUCGGGGGGAAAGCUGACGGUGACUGGCCCCACAGCCACUGCUAACAUUUUUGCCACCUACCUUCCUGACCACAUGACAUUGUGGAGGGGCUUCCUGGAUGAGGUGGUGGUGACUGGGAUGCUUCAGCUGUGUCUCUUAGCCAUCACAGAGAAGGGGAACAACCCAACGCUAGCGGGGACGGAGGCCAUUGUGAUCGGCAUCCUCGUUGUCAUCAUCGGAGUAUCCCUGGGCAUGAACUCGGGAUAUGCCAUCAACCCAUCCCGGGACCUGCCUCCCCGCUUCUUCACCUUCCUCGCUGGCUGGGGCUCACAGGUCUUCAGCGCCAGGGACUGGUGGUGGGUGCCGGUGGUGGCACCACCCCUGGGUGCCUACUGCGCGGCCAUGAUGUACGCGAUCUUCAUCGGUUUCAACAAACGACAGGAGCCCCAGGUCCUGGAGAAUCCCAAGAUGUCUGAAGACCGCAGAAUAUCUGUGUUGCCCAAGACCGUGUCUCACCAGUACGGGGUCUCUUCCCUCACGCCUGUCUCUGUGUACCCCGAAGACAGACCCUCAGUCUUGCACCACCCCUAAGUGACUCCAUCUGCCUAGAGCCCCUCUAAGACUAUUUGUGAGCCUACAUCCACCCCAAUAAAGAAAGCCUUGUCCCA
Messenger RNA from Dama dama (fallow deer), 1301 nucleotides. RefSeq names its product aquaporin 7 (gene AQP7). Gene Ontology annotation, biological process: glycerol transmembrane transport; water transport. The transcript is spliced from 6 exons. Lineage: Eukaryota; Metazoa; Chordata; Mammalia; Artiodactyla; Cervidae. Gene Ontology annotation, molecular function: water channel activity; glycerol channel activity; urea transmembrane transporter activity. The record is from RefSeq and is a predicted model, not a curated record. The coding region runs from base 403 to 1224 and encodes 273 amino acids. Gene Ontology annotation, cellular component: basolateral plasma membrane; plasma membrane.